Molecule: messenger RNA, 3789 nt
Organism: Drosophila sechellia
Lineage: Eukaryota; Metazoa; Arthropoda; Insecta; Diptera; Drosophilidae
Product: RNA-binding protein asd-2
Exons: 8
Coding region: 737-2209 (490 amino acids)
Biological process (GO): regulation of alternative mRNA splicing, via spliceosome
Cellular component (GO): nucleus
Molecular function (GO): mRNA binding
Source: RefSeq, a predicted model, not a curated record
CCUAAACGGAACGGUUCGAGAAAUUCGGCAUGCGGCUGCUCUCGAGAUCGGAGGAGUGCUAGCAGUAGCCAGUGGACACACAAACAGCCAGCAUCCACAGUCAGGUGUUUGGCGCCAAGUUGCCCCAGAGAGACAAAUUGUUUAUCUUGUGUCAAGUGGUGUAUGGCCACCCCUUUGGCCAACACCCACUUUAGCUUCAACUCCAGUGAAAGUUUGUUGUCGCCAUACAGCCAUACAGCCAUCCAGCCAUUCAGCUAUCCAAACAUCUAGCCACUCCGGUGGCGUUUUGUUCUGCGGCUGCCAGGCUAACCGAAUUCAGUUGGAUCCUUGCGGUUUCGGGCGCCCGAAAUCGGAUGACAUUAUCUGCCACGGGACGCGGUGGUUCCUCGAGGAGUUGAGUCGAGUGUAGUGGAGUGGAGUCGCGUAGAUUCGAGUGGAAUGGUGCCGAGUGAGUCGGAAUUAAAAGCGGAGCAAGGCGUCGCACCUUUAGGCAUGCAUCUUUAAUCAGGCCCCAAUGAAUUUCCGCGCGAAAUGUUUACGGCCUAUGAAUAAGCAAUGAAAUAAGCGCUCACGGGCAUUUGUCAUUUGGCAAAGUGAAAAUUGAAGUGACUGUGAAAAUUGAGACAAAUGUGUUGUGCAUCGGCAGUCGAGUAUUGAAGCAAGGAAGGACCAAGCUAACCCGGCAAUCCGGGCAUAAUUUCUUCUUAACUAGUCACCGCAAGAAAAGCAACAAAGGAUGGAAACUAAAGCUGGCUUAAGUGCGCUGGAGGAAAGGUCCCUGAAAGGUUCAGAGAAACUUAAAAUGCUGGACAUCACACGCGACAAGCCGGUGAAGGUGGCCGUCAAAGUGGCCGUUCCUGUGCGGGAUCACCCAAAGUUCAAUUUCGUGGGCAAGCUGCUCGGACCCAAGGGCAACUCGAUGAAGCGCCUGCAGGAGGACACCAUGUGCAAGAUGGCCGUUCUGGGACGCGGAUCGAUGCGGGACCGGCGGAAGGAGGAAGAGCUGCGGGGCAGUGGCGACAGUCGCUACGCCCAUCUCUUCGAGGACCUGCACGUCGAGAUCUCGACCUUCGCCGCUCCGGCGGAGGCCCACGCCCGGAUAGCCUACGCGCUGGCGGAAGUGCGCCGCUUUCUGGUUCCGGACUACCACGAUGACAUCCGCCAGGAGCAAAUGUGGGAGAUGCAGGCGCUGACGUCCACGCCCGCACUGGGUGCCCACUCGCUGGAGGAUUCGCAUAGCCCCACCAUCAACAGCUGCAGCCAGGUGGGCGGCGCCACCAACUCCUCCUCCAAUGGGGUCAGUGGGCGUGGCCUGGGCGGCGGACUGGCCGACAUGGACACGUCCAACGAUGACAAAUCGGACGACGCCAGCGGCAUGGAGUGCCUGUCGGCAGUCGACAAGCUUGACUGCUCGUCCAGCUGCGCUAGUCUGGGCAUCAGUGGCAUCACUACCAUCAGCACCACCAGCUCAGAGCAUCCGCAUCCGCACCAGCACCACCAGCAGCACCAACAGCACCACGCCCACCUGCACCCAGCACACGCCCAUGGAAACCAGCAGCAGCAGCAACAGCAGGUCCAGCACCACCACAGCCACCAGGCGCACUUCCACCAGCUCCUGCAGCAGGCUCACGGAGGAGCCAGUGCCGCAGCGGCUGCUUGCGGGGAGCAUCUCUCCGGACAGGCGACUCCGGCGACGGCGGCGGCACUGCACACCACAGCCAUGGCAGUGGCACUCCAGCAUCAGCUGACAGCCGCAGGAAUCGGAGGACUUCUGAAGCCGGCCACCGGAGUGGGGGCCACCAUGGCCGGGCUGCCCACCACCCAGGCGGGAGCCGCCGCACUUCAGUUGCCCGGCGACGGGGAGUCAUCCGGAUCGACGCUAACGCUGCUGGAGCCACCGGGCACCGCACUCCUGCAUCCCGCUCUGCGCAACGUCAAGACCAUCAACAUUGGUGGCGGCCUGGGAAGGAAGCGUCCACUGCUGGGUGUUCCCCGCUCCGGAAUGAAUCCCACCAAGCGCACGGUGAUGAGCCUGCUGGCCAGGGCCAAGAACUCGCAGGCGCUGCACUCGGUCCGCCAGCCGAUGGUGACGGCCACCAGUUUCGCUGAACCCUUGCAGAUGCUGGCCUCGCCGUUCAUCAUUCCGCACCGGGCGGUGGACCAGCCGAUCCUGGCGCUGUCGAAGGAGAGCCUCGCGCAGGGCGUCUAACCCAGUGAGCUGCUCCACCUGCGGCUGCCCAGAUAGACCAAUCUGACCGAAUACCACCUGCCCCGCCUCACGCUUGGGAGGAUCAGCGAGAGUCUCGAGGAGAUUAGCGAAUAUUUCUAGGCGAUGUUUGCGUAGUUGAUGCGUACUUGUACUUGUACUCUCCCCGUAGUAAGGCUAUACCGAUCUUUAGGGACUAACUGUGAACUUAUCCGAGCGAAUCUCGAGCUCGUGCUACACGAUUUUAUUUUUUACAGAGAAUAAACGGAGCGUCUAUUUGCAAUGCGAUGUUUUAUUUCCACAGAUGCAAGCCUAGGCAAACCAAAUCGAAAUGUUCGAUCUAAUGGAACAGAGUUUAAACCCUUAACAAAAUUGAAACCUAAACUUAGUGUCAAAUUAAAACGAGAGCAACUUCAAUAGAAUAAAUGUAAACGCAAUUACUUUAAAAAAAUUACUUUAAAUAAAUAUACACACAAUACGAAUGCGUAUGCGAAUGCGAAUGCGAAUGCAGAUACCGAACACGAGUACCACAAAAGAUAUAUAUACAAUACAUACGAACACGUAUACAAGCAAAUAUACAAAUAUAAAUAUGUGUGUACUUAAAUCUACAUAAACUUAAGAUUAAACCAAACGAAACUACUAAACUAAUGAGAUAAUACAAUAAUUUUAACGUAUUUUAACAGCCACAGAACGAAGACAAAGUCGUACCGCAUAGAAGGGAAAAGAGAGAAAGUAGAAAGGAUGUAGACAGUUGAGGUAGAACCCCCGAUCAGAGAGAUCCCACCGCCUUCAGCUUGCGUUGCCUGAUUGAUUCCAAUUUGAGUCCCCUCGGAUCCAAAGCCACAGCUGAUAGAUAUGAUAGUUCGGUUUCAGUUUCAGAACAGAAAGUUUCAGAACAUCGAAAGCAGCGAUCGCCUACAGAGUUAUAUUUUUCGUUCAGAUUAUGUACAUAUAUACUAUCUAUAUAGUAUAUACACGCAUCCGAGGAUAAUGUGUUGCAAGGUCCUUGGUCUGGGAAUGGGUGGAUGUUCCAUCCGCUCCACUUCGCCGCGAUGCUUCGAUUAGUGUUUGAAUUGAUAUUGAAACUAUAGGAAUUUGAUCUCAGAGUUAGCGAGUCGGCUACACUGUACCGAUAAUUCCAUAAUUCCAGCAGAUAAUUCCGACUCGAUGAUUCGAGUCGAGAGUUCACUUUAGCUACCCAGUUACUUUGUUGACUGUGCACAAUCCACAUAGUUCUUAAAUAGCGUUAACCAAUAUACAAUAACAACAUUACUCAAUUAAUGUUCACAGAAAGUUUAUUCAAAAAACAAAACAAAAAAACCAAACAAAAAACAAAUUUAAAAAACCAAACGAAUAUUUACAGCGUAAAUUAAAAGUAAAGUUAAUGCAAAAUAUUGAUGUUCAAAGAAAGCAAGUCCGUGAAUGGUCGUACUCAUGUCAUUAAAUGUAGAUCUCAAAUAUGCAAAACAAACUAAAUAAUUAAACCAGUCUUAAAUGUGAAAAACUUCAGCAAAAUUCCACCCAACCACCAAAAACCACACCAACCGCCACCACCACCAACACAGCUUCGAGCUAGUCACAAA